Messenger RNA from Marchantia polymorpha subsp. ruderalis, 1826 nucleotides. The record is from the annotation of a GenBank genome assembly. NCBI's taxonomy places the organism in Eukaryota, Viridiplantae, Streptophyta, Marchantiopsida, Marchantiales, Marchantiaceae.
CAUUUGCAAGCCUUGCAGCCCCGAUUGCAAGCCGCCGGGGGCCCGUGACAUGGAAUUUCGCCCGGCCUCCCGCGGGCAUCGACGACUCUUUCGUAGGACCGGCAGCUGCGACUGAGAAGCGAGCAGGGAAGGCUACACUAGAGGCCGUCGUCUUGAUUUUGGACUCGAGAAUUUCACUCGUUCGCUCCAUCAUCAUCAUCGUCGCCGUCUCCGGUUUUGUCCGCCUCUGAUGGGCAUCGUGGUGCCUCCCUUGGCGCUGGGGAGUCUGCAACUCCUCAGCAGCAGCUCGCUCGUCUGCAGUCAUCGAGAAGCAGAGGCUGCGGGAGGGUCGAGCCCCGUCAAUUUUGCGCUCGGUGCAGCGCGCGUGGGGCCGAUGAUCGAAGGACCGAACUCGAGAUGCGGAGUGUGGGGUGUGCAUGCCGGUGGGAGAGGUCGGUGUCGGGGGGCGAGCGUUUGUUGUCACGCGCAACCGCAGCAGCAGCAGAGUCCGGACGGGGGAGAGACAGUGGGAGAGGUCGAGGGUGUCGUUGACGGGAUGCGAAAACUUCUGGCCAGCGAGGAAAUAGAUCUUGCGACCCAAGCCGCUCGUGAUUUGGUUUCUUCUCUGGAUCGGCAAGGGCGAGUGGCUCUUCUGUCAGCGUUCUACAGCUGCGGGUCCGAUGAGCACUCCGAUGCACAUUUUAAAGAAGCCGAUGUGAAUUUGGACGGAAUGUUGGACGCGAAGGAAUUCGCGACGUAUGCCGAGGCGCAGGCUAUGAAAUAUGGCCACUCUACGAAGCCACUGUCGACAAAGCAAAUGGUUCAGCUUUUCACCAGGGCGGCAAUCGGGAUGGUUGGAUUCGGAUUCACAGACAAUGCAAUUAUGAUCAUAGCAGGAGAUGCUAUCCAGAAUUCCAUCGGUGCAACCCUAGGCCUCACCACUCUCUUAUCGGCAGGUUUGGGCAAUGCCGUGGCGGAUCUUAUCGGAACUGCUUUCCGUGGGUAUAUCGAGCGUUGGUCAGGAAAGAUGAUGCCGGAUGCUGUUCCAAUAUCUGCUCAUCAAAUGGAGCAGAAGGAGGCAUGGUGGGCUGAGACGGUGGGAGCGUCGUCUGGAGUCACCGUCGGAUGUCUUUUAGGCCUCGCACCACUCUUCCUCCUCAAUCACAACAACAACAGUCGCAAGAACGAGGAUCGACCCAUCGAUUCCGGAGCGAACAUCGAUGCGAAAUUCGCCUCCAUUUCCAGUUCUACAACUUCCUCGUUCUUGAUCCCACAAGUUGAUGCUGCCCAGGUCGAUCGACAAUGUCUCGAGACCACGGCUCCGCUGACUCAUGUAACCACCAGCAUUCGGCCGGUGCAUACUCCAGCUCGUCAAUCCUUCCACUCGACAGUUUGGGGAACGCCGUUGCUGCUGUCUAUAGUCGUGGUCAUGGCUCUGAGACGAGUAGUAAACUACAGAAAGAUUUUCGGGCCGAAGAAAAGGAACUAAUGUGAAUAGACAGUGUAAGAUUUUGUUGCUCUGUAUGUAGAUCUUCUUCUCUACUAAUUUGACGACAUUGCUAGUGGCUCCGCCUCAUAGAUAUUGGUCUGGAGACUCGUGUAGCGGUGCCGCGGUUGCGGCUGUGAAUGAUAGGAAUUACAGACUCUUGACUUAAGUAUAUGUAGAGUAAUUCGCACAGAUUUAGUCAGUUGGCCUUCGAAAGUUGUUGCCCGGGUCCGAGGGCUUACGAUCCUUCUAUCGUUAGGAAUGGAAUCAGUGAUGUGAAAUGGGCUUGUUCUCGAUUGGAGACAGAGCUCCUUUCUUCUUUCUUUCUGAUCUUCACAUAAAGCUCCGAUUCAGUUCCUCC